This is a messenger RNA of Mobula hypostoma (lesser devil ray), 3726 nucleotides long. RefSeq names its product protein-serine O-palmitoleoyltransferase porcupine-like. The coding region runs from base 183 to 1535 and encodes 450 amino acids. The transcript is spliced from 13 exons. The record is from RefSeq and is a predicted model, not a curated record. NCBI's taxonomy places the organism in Eukaryota, Metazoa, Chordata, Chondrichthyes, Myliobatiformes, Myliobatidae. Gene Ontology annotation, molecular function: palmitoleoyltransferase activity; Wnt-protein binding. Gene Ontology annotation, biological process: lipid modification; protein palmitoylation; Wnt protein secretion. Gene Ontology annotation, cellular component: membrane; endoplasmic reticulum.
GUUGAGCCACCCCCCCGGCGUCGGAAUUCCUUUCCCUCUGGCGAUCCGGCGGCAGGGAUGAUGUCGGAGGUCGGGAUGGGUAGCGGCGGCCGUGUCGGGUUCCGACCGCUUUUGGACUGAGAAGCAGCAAGCAACAGCGGCUCGGCGACUCGAUAGGGAUCCGAUGAAGUUGGCGAGAGGCAAUGGCUGCACUCAGUCAACAGGAGUUCUUCCGUCAGUUAACCCAUGGCUGCAUCCUCCCUACUGCCCAGCAGGGCCUGGAGCAGGUCUGGCAACUUCUCAUCACCUGCCUGGCGUGCCGGGUCCUGUGGAGGUUAGGUCUGCCCCCCUGGCUGAAGCACCUGAGCACGGUAGCCGGGGGUUUUUACUGUCUUUACCACUUCUUCCAGCAGCAGAUGGUGUGGGUGGUGCUGCUCAGCCUGAUGUGCUACACCGUGCUCUUCCUCUGUCGCCACUCGCAGCAUAAAGGGGUCUUCCUGUCCGUCACCAUCCUCAUCUACCUGCUGCUCGGGGAGAUGCACAUGGUGGACACGAUCAGCUGGCACAAAAUGCGAGGGGCCCAGAUGAUUGUUGCCAUGAAGGCCAUCUCGCUGGGGUUCGACCUGGACAAGGGCACCGUGCCAGCGAUGCCGUCUCCGGUCGAGUUCAUGGGUUACAUCUACUUUGUGGGCACGGUGAUCUUCGGUCCCUGGAUCAACUUCAGCACCUACCUGCAGUCCGUGGAGGGUCGGAGUAUGAGCUACUCCUGGUUCAGCAAGGUGUUGCUCAGUCUGCUGAAGAGCCUGCUCUGCCUCGUGGUCUCCACCUGCGUGGCCCCCUACCUCUUCCCCUACUUCAUCCCGGUCUACGGGGACAAGCUCCUCAAACGGUGGCUGCGAGCCUACGAGAGUGCCGUCUCUUUCCACUUCAGCCACUACUUUGUGAGCUUCCUGUCGGAGAGCAGCAGCACCCUGGCGGGGGCCGGCUUCACCACCCACAAGGAGCAUCUCCAGUGGGACCUGGUGGUGUCGCGGCCCUGGAACAUCGAAUUGCCUCGCUCCAUGGUGGAGGUUGUGACGAGCUGGAAUAUACCCAUGUCCCGCUGGCUAAACACCUAUGUGUUUCAGAGUGCGCUGACUCUGGGAAGGUUCCCUGCCAUCUUGGUCACCUACAGUGCCAGUGCAUUGCUGCACGGCCUCAGUUUUCACCUUGGAGCCAUCCUCUUCUCGCUCGGAUUUAUCACCUAUGUUGAACACGUCCUGCGGGCCAAGCUAGCGACCAUCCUCAGUGCCUGCGUCCUGUCCCGGAGGUGUCCAGCGGCUUGUUCCCACCGCAAUAAGUCGAAUCUCAUGGUUUGGACCAUCAACCUCCUGUUCGGCUCCCUCAGCAUCUUCUACCUCACUUAUCUGGGAUCUUUCUUCGACAUUGACGUCGAGGAUGAGGUGGAGGAGGAGGGUUACGGGAUGUCCUUCACCAUCCAGAGGUGGCAGGAGCUGAACUGGAGCGGGCACUGGCUCACAUUUGGACUCUGGGUUUUCUACCGCCUCCUGGGCUGAGUUCCCCGACCCACCACACCCCCCCCCCGCCACCCGAGAUCCCCGACCCACCACACCCCCCUCCAGCCCGGAUGCAACCCGCCGCGGGGCCCGGAUACCCACGGGUUUCGGGGAUCAGGCGUUUUCCCUGUCUGCCGACGUCCUCCUCCUGCUCCCAGCCCAGCCAAUCCCACAGACAGUAUCAUGGUUCCUAACUGGAAUAUACCCCUCACCCCACUCUCCCCCUCCCCCUCUCUUCUCUUCCUCCUCUCUUCUCUUCCUCCUCUCUCCAUUUCCACCCUCUCUAUCUAUCUCAACCCCCUUCCUCCAUCUCCAACCUCUAUCUCUGGCCCCCCCCCACCACCACAACUCACCCACUCGUGCUCUUUCAAAGCACGAGACUGUGCCCUCUGGUCCUCGACCUCCCUGUGCUGCCCACGUCCACUUUAUCCAGCCCUGUCGGCCUCGACUGUACUCUCCAACAUAUCCUGCUCCUCCCUUAACUCCCCCCCCCACCCCUCCUGUUCCACCUUCAGAACGAUGACUGGCACCGUUCUGGAAGAGAGUUGCAAAGACUCGCCACCUUGCAAACAAAUUUAACCCCCCCCCCCCACAACCCCCAUCUGCCUGCAGUUCCAGAUCCGCACCAGAGAUCCAGCAGAUGCUGGAAAUCCAGAGCAACCUACACAGAAUGCUUGAGAAACACAUCAGCUCAGGCAGUGUCCACGGAGAGGAGUGACCACUCAUUUACGGACAGAGUCCUGAUCAAGGGUCUUGGAUCAAAAUGUUCAUUCCUGUCCGUACGUGCUGCCUGACCUGCUGAGUUCCUCCAGCACUCUUGUGUGUUACUCUAAAUCAGCACACCCCUCCACUAAAAAAGAGAAGCCUCCUCUGCUAUCCACUUAAUAACACUAAAUAAACUCAACUGAAUGCUCCCUCACCCACCUCAGCGAGAACGCCUUCCACUCUUCUGAAUUCCCCCUGUUCAUCCACGGACCCCCGCCUCCCAUCCCGGGAGUCUCUCUGCUCCAGUUAACCCCCUCCUCAACAAAAGCAGCACUGCCUUCCAUCGCCGAAGGGGGUUAACCCUUCGACAACCCACAGUCAUGCGCCCACCCUUCAGGGAAGGGCGCAGAACUGAAUGCCACUGUUGGGGAGGUUUAACCCAAUCUUGGAUAGAAAUGUCUCGUCUCCCCCCAGCACCGCAGUCCCAUUUGAUUCGGGGGGGGGGUGGUCUUGAUAGGGCCGGUCACCUCCUCAGUCGCCACCUCCCAAAGCAGCCCAGGACAAGCCACCUGGAGCCUUGAUCCUGAGGGAAGCGAGUUGAACCCUCAGCAGCAAUAGACGGGAUAUCUGAAUCCUGUUUGUUGAUUGAAUCCAGCAUUUAAAUGCCUGUGUCCUUCUAGGAACUCCUCCCUUCUGCAGAGGCUCUUGGGGAAUAGGCCAUUGGGCCCCUCAGCUCUGCUAGCCCUGACAUGCCAAAAUCAUGAUAGAUCAACAAUCAUGACUUCUCUCUUGAUUAUCAGACUUCAGAUGUACUGUAACUGGAAUUUCGGCAUGGUAUUCCAGAAAUUCCUCCGGGGGGGGGGUCCUUUCAUUCCCAAACUACCCAAGCAGUGGUAUGGGGUGGGGGACGGAGUUGCCCACCCCACAUCUCCAUCAGGGGAAUGAGGGCCCUCCCCGGCUAUCAAUGCCCCGUCAGCACCUCCUCGUCUCAUCCUCUCUCUAUUUGUCGUCAGCUCCACCUCCCCCCGGGCUCUUCCCUCUCCCACACGCCGGGGUUAACGUAAGGUGGCCGAUUAACCCACCGACCCCUCACGUGGUUGGGUCCGCAGGGAGGAAGUGCAACUCUGCGCACACGGGUGGCAGCCGGGAUAGAUUCCGGGCCUCCAGGGCCUCUUGGCAGAUUGACACCCCACCUUUCUAAAACUCCAGAGGGACUAUAACCUCUCCCCACAGGAGAAACCAAUCUCUGGCAAAGAGGCAGAAGGAGGCACCCAUUCCCAUCCUGCAAAAUCACAAGGGACCCUCCCCUCUACCAUCCUCCAACCUGCCCCACCACCAAACACCACUCCUGACUCCUGUCAGUGUCAGGAAACCUCGCCCUCUCCCAGGAGGUUUUUGUUACUCUCCCCCCGCCCCCCCACCUCCAUCAUUCUGCGUUGCCCUCGGUGUAUUUAUAUUCCAAUAUAUACAAACUGUUUGUAUACGU